Malania oleifera is the source of this 1805-nucleotide messenger RNA. Its product is annotated as alcohol acyltransferase 9. NCBI's taxonomy places the organism in Eukaryota, Viridiplantae, Streptophyta, Magnoliopsida, Santalales, Ximeniaceae. The transcript has a single exon. Bases 146 to 1507 code for a protein of 453 amino acids. The record is from RefSeq and is a predicted model, not a curated record.
AAAGACAUUUCUAUAAAUAUUUAAUUGUACAAUAUAUCAAUAAUUGCCCCACAUAUACAUAUCAUAUCACCCCCAUAUAUAUAUUACCAUUUCCAACCUCCGGACACUCAACGUGACAGCAUUCAUUCGCAGAUCUUCGACAGUUAUGGCGAGAAGCCUCCUCAGCCUUAAAGAAGUGGAAAUGGUGAGGCCUUCCCAGCCAACCCCGUCCUGCCUCCUCUCCCUCUCCGCCCUCGAUUCCCAGCUCUUCCUCCGCUUUACAAUCGAAUAUCUCCUCGUCUACCGCCCCUCCCCCGCCGUCAACAAAGCCGCCGUCGCCGCCCGCAUCAAGGCCGCCCUCGCUCGAGCCCUCGUCCCCUACUACCCCCUCGCCGGCAGGGUCGUCGCCGUCCCACCCAACGGCGGCGAUGGUGGCUGCUCCAACCUCAAGGUAGUGUGCGAAGCCCAGGGCGCGCUUUUCGUUCAAGCCGUCUCCGACCGGUGUGCCGUCUCUGACUUCGAGCGGGCCCCGAGCCACGUCACGGAGUGGAGGAAGCUCCUUGCCGUCCACGUGGUGGACGUCCUCGCGGGGGCUCCACCUCUUGUUGUCCAGCUGACGUGGCUCGCAGAUGGCGGGGCUGCAUUGGGCGUCGGGAUUAACCACUGUCUAUGCGACGGAAUCGGGAGCGCCGAGUUCCUGAACGCGUUCGCUGAUUUGGCCGCCGGGUUGAACGACGGACUAGCGGGUUUCAAGCCCAACCCGGUCUGGGACCGCCAUCUUCUAGACCCGACGGAGCCGACCCCGACGAGGAAUCAAAUCAUGGCUGCCCACCCGGAGUUCGACCCCGUCCAAGACCUCUGCGGGUUCGUCUCCCGCUUCAACCACGAACAGCUCUCCCCGACAUCCAUAUGCUUCAGCAAAAGAUGCCUCGACGAGCUCCAGAGCCGGGCAGCCUCCACGGGCCAACCCGACCGGUCAAUCUCGUACACGUCGUUCGAGGUUCUCACGGCCCACGUGUGGAGAAGCUGGGCCCGGGCACUGGAGCUGCCGCCGAACCAGACGCUGAAGCUUCUCUUCACCAUCAACAUUCGGAGCCGGGUCAAGCCGAACCUCCCGGGCGGGUACUACGGGAACGGGUUCGUGCUGGGGUGCGCGGAGACGAGCGCGAAGUGCUUGGCGGAGAAGGGGCUGGAGUAUGCAGCGGAGCUGGUGAAGGGGGCGAAGGAGACGGUGGACGAGGAGCACGUGAGGGGGGUGGUGGAAGCCGUGAGCGGAUCGACUUGGGCGAGACCCGAUUCGGUGGGGCCGGGGGUGCUGAUAGUGUCGCAGUGGUCAAGGCUGGGUCUGGAGAAGGUAGACUUGGGAAUGGGGAUGGGGAGGCCGGUCCACGUGGGGCCCGUGUGCAGCGACAGGUACUGCCUGCUGCUGCCGGUGGACAAUCGGAGGGAGGCGGUGAAGGUGACGGUGGCUCUCCCGGCCUCCGCCGUAGACCAGUACGAGCGAUUGGUUAGGAGUCCCUACUCGUGACGUUCACGUGGACAGUGGGACCAUCGCUGUUUGAGCUUAAAUUGUAUGAGAGAUUAAUCUUCAAUAUAUACGGGUGUAGAUAGGUUUCAGCAUUUGCUUGAUUUUAAUUGGUGGACAGAACUUGGGAUUCCUAAAUUGAUCAGGUGCGGGUAGGUGUACGGUACUGAUUAAGCAAUUCAUCAUGGCCUAGCUUCCAAGUUUCAGUGAUCAGAUUCCGAAUCCAAAAAUUUGUAAAAAUGUAUUCCUUGUUUGCCACAAAGAGAAUUAAAAUUUUUUAUUGGAAUGUUCAAUAUAAAAA